This is a messenger RNA of Salvia splendens (bonfire salvia), 1636 nucleotides long. RefSeq names its product protein DETOXIFICATION 14. The record is from RefSeq and is a predicted model, not a curated record. NCBI's taxonomy places the organism in Eukaryota, Viridiplantae, Streptophyta, Magnoliopsida, Lamiales, Lamiaceae. Gene Ontology annotation, molecular function: antiporter activity; xenobiotic transmembrane transporter activity. The coding region runs from base 40 to 1470 and encodes 476 amino acids. Gene Ontology annotation, cellular component: membrane. The transcript is spliced from 6 exons. Gene Ontology annotation, biological process: xenobiotic detoxification by transmembrane export across the plasma membrane.
CAAUCAACUCUCUUCACUACCUUUGCAUCCAAUAUCAAAAUGCCAAUGGAGGCGGCCGAGGUACCUCUCCUCCACCUCAAUCCCACCAACCCUUGGCGCAAGCUCGCAGCAGAUCUAAACCGCGUGAACCUAAUCGCGCUGCCCAUGAUAGUCGUCACGCUCUCUCAGUACCUCCAGCGCACUUCCCCCAUCUUCAUGCUCGGCCACUUAGGCGAACUCUCCCUCUCCAGCGCCUCCAUCGCCACCUCCCUCUCCAACGUCACCGGCUUCAGUUUACUCUUCGGAAUGUCGAGCGCGCUGGAGACGCUGUGCGGGCAGGCGCACGGCGCGAAGCAGCUGCACAGAGUCGGGACGUUCACGUACGCCGCGAUUCUGUGCCUGUUUAUUGUUUGCCUCCCGGUUUGCGUGCUCUGGAUUUACACGGAGGAGUUGCUGGUGUUCGUGGGGCAGGAUCCGUUGAUUUCAGCGGAGGCCGGCAAGUUCACUAUUUAUCUAAUUCCGACGCUCUUUCCUUACGCGAUUCUGCAGUCGCUCGUGCGCUACUUGCAGGCGCAGAGCUUGAUCUUCCCCAUGCUCUGGACCUCGUUGCUCUCGCUCGUCUCGCAGCUGCUCCUCUGCUGGGCUUUUGUGUUCAAGCUCGGGCUCGGGAACCCCGGGGCCGCGCUGUCCAUUGCCGUUUCGUAUUGGGUUAAUGUGGUUAUGCUAGUCAUUUAUGUCAAGUAUUCGCCUGCCUGUGAGAAGACUCGUGCUUCCUUUUUUUCCAUGGAUGUUCUUCUCUCCAUGUGGGAGUUCUUUCGCUUUGCUGUCCCGUCCGCUGUAAUGGUCUGUUUGGAGUGGUGGUCGUUCGAGCUGGUCAUAUUGCUCUCAGGACUAUUGCCGAAUCCACAGCUCGCCACGUCUAUUCUUUCUAUAGGCUUCACGGUUACUUCACUGCACUAUCACAUACCCUACUCUUUUGGUGCUGCUGCGAGCACGUUGGUGUCGAACGAGCUUGGAGCAGGGAAGCCAGAGGGGGCUCGAGUCGCUGUGUACGCAGUGGUGGUGUUGGCGGCAGCAGAGUUCCUGAUAGCCAGCACGACUCUGUACUUGUGUCGGGGUAUUUUAGGGUACGCAUUUAGUGGGGAGGAAGAAGUGGUUGCCGGGGUGAAAGCAAUGGUUCCUCUGCUUUGCCUGUCCAUCAUCAUGGAUAGCACGCAGGCAGUGCUCUCGGGAGUGGCGAGAGGGAGCGGAUGGCAGCACAUAGGGGCGUACGUGAAUCUCGGGUCAUACUAUAUAGUUGGGAUCCCGGUGGCGUUGGUGCUGGGGUUUGUGUUGGACCUUAAGGGGAAGGGUCUUUGGAGUGGAUUGGUGGCAGGGGCAACUGUGCAGUCUAUCUCACUUUCUCUCAUUACAUCUCUCACAAAUUGGGAAAAACAGGCAAGGGAGGCAAGAGAAAGAGUUUUUUCUCACAAAAUUCCAGUGGACCAGUAAAUCAUUUUUGGGGUGAUGAUUCUUAUUCUUCACUUGUAAUGUAUUGCUAAUAAGAGUAUAGAGUGCCACAUUCUUGUUUUCCAUUCUAGGAGCCUUUAUUCAACUUUGUCAUUUUUGUGUUGGUGAUACCAUUUCUUUGCUAUAAAAUCCUACAUGCAUUGCUGAA